Molecule: messenger RNA, 998 nt
Organism: Oncorhynchus nerka (sockeye salmon)
Lineage: Eukaryota; Metazoa; Chordata; Actinopteri; Salmoniformes; Salmonidae
Exons: 6
Source: RefSeq, a predicted model, not a curated record
UACCUGUACCCCGCACACUGACUCAGUACCUGUACCCCCACACUGACUCAGUACCUGUACCCCCGCACCCUGACUCAGUGCCUGUACCCCGCACCCUGACUCAGUACCUGUACCCCCGCACCCUGACUCAUGCCGGGUGCCCCCGCACCCUGACUCAGUACCUGUACCCCCGCACCCUGACUCAGUACCUGUACCCCGCACCCCUGACUCAGUACCCGGUGCCCCCGCACCUGACUCAGUACCGGUACCCCCGCACACUGACUCAGUACCUUACCGUACCCCCGCACCCUGACUCAGUACCUGUACCCCCGCACCCUGACUCAGUACCGGUGCCCCCGCACCCUGACUCAGUGCCGUGCCCCCGCACCCUGACUCAGUACCGGUACCCCGCACCCCUGACUCAGUACCUGUACCCCCGCACCCUGACUCAGUACCGUACCUGUACCCCCGCACCCCUGACUCAGUACCUGUACCCCCGCACCCUGACUCAGUACCUGUACCCCCGCACCCUGACUCAUACCGGUACCCCCACCCUGACUCAGUACCUGUACCCCCGCACCCUGACUCAGUACCGUGCCCAUCACCCUGACUCAGUGCCGGUUGCCCCGCACACUGACUCAGUACCUGUACCCUGUAUAUGCCCCGCACCUGACUCAGUACCUGUACCCCCGCACCCUGACUCAGUGCCGGUACCCCCGCACCCUGACUCAGUGCCUGUACCCCGCACCCUGACUCAGUGCCCGGUGCCCCCCGCACCUGACUCAGUGCCGGUGCCCCCGCACCCAGGCUCAGUGCCGGUGCCCCCGCACCUGACUCAGUGCCUGUGCCCCCCGCCUGACUCAGUGCACCGGUGCCCCCGCACCCUGACUCAUACCUGUACCCGCACCCUGACUCAGUACCUGUACCCCCGCACCCCUGACUCAGCACCGGACCCCCGCACCCUGACUCAGUGCCUGUACCCCGCACCUGACUCAGUGCCGGUGCCCCCGCACCCCUGA